UUUGUCAUUUAUUAUUUUGGACUGAACUAGAUGCAUCUGCAUCCAGAUGCACCAUCAAGACUCACCUUCAUUUGGGUGAGAAUUUGAGAUGAAUUCAGCUGGGUGAUCCAUCUGGAUGUAGCAUUAUAAUGCACUAAACGAACAUCAAUUUGCAUCUUCACCCAGAUGGAUCACCUGGGUGAGCAAACGAACAGGGCCUAUAUGUAUGUAAGCUCUCAAAAAGAAAACUAUAUGUAUGUAUCCAUACAUAUACUAAUAAUGAGUUGCUAAAAAAAAACAUAUACUAAUAAUGAAUGUACAGAGUAGAGGCAGAUCAAGAGCAAAGAAUGUAGGAGACAAGAUUAGAAAAUCAGAAAACAAGUGAUGUGAAAAGGAAACAAGAAAAUGGAAUGUUUGGUCAAUACAUUUGGGAUGUUUGUGGUUUCCCAUGAACAAAUUUAAUCUGACAUUUUCCAUCUUCCCCAACAAUUUUAAUUCAAUAUACAAACCCCCAUCAUCACCUUUCCAUUUUUAGAAUCUAUCACUUUCCUCACUAAUCUCUACCUUCCCGAUCGAUUCUUCCCUUUUCUAUGAAUAAUAAUUACAAUGAGCUUGUUUGUGUUUGAGUGAUGUGAAAGGUAAGAGUUUUUUCGUCAUGCACUCCAAUAUUUUCUUCUUCUUACAUAUUUUCCCGAGUUUCUUAGAUUUCUUAUUCUUAUAUUGCAAGUCUACUCGCACCAGUUGAUACUAUAAGAAAGUCUUUAGGUUUAGUUGUUGCUUCUUGUAAUGUGAGGAAUUGAUUAGAGCAAACACAUAGAUUAAUAGGCUAAAAAUGUAAGACUUAAAGAAUUUGUUAACUGUCCAAUCACAUUGACUUCUGUCUCAAUCUCAAAAUCACAUGUUUCUAGUUAAUUGUUAUGUCCUCUCACCGGCUCUUUUCAACCCAAGAUUCUCUUUACUUUGUCUACGGUGACUGAUCUCUAGAACCGCGUGACGUACAUAAUUAUACUCUAAUAUAGGAGUUGAAUGUGAGGAAAAAUAUUCAUAUUUCGACCAAAGAACACAAAUGAAAAUGAGAACGUUGCUAUUUGAAAUAAGUAGGUUUAUUGAUCCGUUACUCUAACAAAAUUAGCACCGAAGCACCAGUGGUCUAGUGGUAGAAUAGUACCCUGCCACGGUACAGACCCGGGUUCGAUUCCCGGCUGGUGCACUUUUUUUAAAUUACAUAUUUAUGGAGCCAUACAUACUAUUCAAGCCAUUUGGGCUUCAACGGCCCAUUUUUCUUUUCAAUCCGUAAUCACUAUCAGUCCCUCAAAUAUUUGUUUAUGAUAACAUUACACUAAACAUAGGGGUUAAACUAUGAUAUGCUGGAUUUCAAUUAUUCCUAUCAUUUCUUUAUCGAUUUUUUUUUUUUGCAUUGAUAGUUAAACAUAUACUACCUUUUCAUUUAUUUAUUUCUACAUACUCUAGUGGUAAAUAUGGGGUUUAGACUAUGAUAUGUUUUUUUCUUAAAGAGACUUAAACUAUGAUAUGCUGGAUUUCAAUUAUUCCUGUAAUUUAUUUAUCGUUUUUUUUUGCAUUGAUAGUUAAACAUAUACUACCUUUUCAUUUAUUUAUUUCUACAUACCCUAAUGGGAAAAUUAUGCGUUCAACCAUAUUUACUUAUUGGAAAUUAAAAAAAAAACUCUUUACUGAAAUUUGUAAAUAAAAAAUAGAUAAUUCUAGUAUUAUUUUAUUUUUUAAUUAUAAUAUUUUGAAAAAUUCUAAAACUCAAAGAUGAAGUGCCCGCAAGUAUUAAGCACAAAGAUACAUGUAAAAAAGUUUGACAAAAACUAAAUUACCAACUAUAAUCAUAUCCACGUAAUUUUAAGAACACGAGUGCUAAGGGCAUCUCCAUCCCUACUCCAUUUUUUCCUCUAAAAUGGAGUAAAAGUGAAUAUGGAGUAAGAAAUGCUCCAAUCCAACUCCAUAUCUCAUUCUAUAAUGAAAUUUACUCCAUAAAUGGAGUAAUCUUUUUUUUUUGUUCAUCACUCCAUUAUAGAGUAGGAAAUGGAGUAGGAUUGAAGUAAUUUUACUCUAUUUUCACUUUUAUUCCAUUUUAAAGAAAAAAAUGGAGUUUUACAUUGGAGAUGCUCUAAGUAAAAGUCACAUGCACACACUAUCCGAGUUGUAAUCACACGAUCUCCCUCUCGUGUACCAAAUCCGCAAGUACAUUAUAUCAAAUUCUUUUGGCGUAUAAACCAUUAUUAAACUUCUGAUAAUCUCCUCAGGUGAUUUGAAUCCUAGUCUGUACCAGCUAUACACUCACUCCAUGUAACCGAAUAUUCCUAAGCCACCUAAGCAGAUCCAGCACAAUCAAUCAAAUUUAAGAGCUUUAUAGUGUUUUGUUUUGUCAUAAAGGGGUAAUCAAAUAGUUUAUAAUUACAUACUUACAAUUAUACUACAUAAAAUGACCUCCAAAUACAUUCAAGGCAUUAUCAUUUGUCGGUACACCUUCACCGGCAUUUGCCGGUUUAUCCGGUCCCCCACGUCAAGACAAACAGCAGCAGUUCCAAUGUCCGGCGUUCGGCGGAAGAACUUAUAAAUAACUUUUCUUCUUUUUUUAAUUAAGAGAUUAAAGAAAGAAAGACGGAACAAAAUAAUUAAGUAAGUGAGUUUGCUUUGAUAAAAUCCAAAAAACAAACGUAUAAAAUAAUCCAAGAAAAUGUGAUGGAAGACCAAGACUACCUCAUUACUAAGAAUAUGGAUAUAUUUCUGUAGAAAUCCACGAAUGAAAAGAAACAGAAUUUGGACUGAUUAAAUUAAUUUCCAAUAAUUUAUUUUAGAAAAUUAAUUUUUAAUAAAAUAGAAUUUCAUGUUGCAAUCUCCAUUAUCGGUUGUCUCCCUAGUAUCCAACAUGAGACCCUCCAUUGUCUACCAUUCACACCCUUUGGCUCACUUGAAAAAUCCUUUAUAUUUAUAAAAAUAUAAUCUCACUAAAUGUUAAUUAUCAUAGACAAGGCAAUUCUUCUUAUACAUUUGGAUGUAUAUACACUGUACCUUAGUUCAUGAUCGAUGUACUGAAUAAUAGUGUCUUAACUUGGCUUCCCUGAAUAAUCAUAAUUUUUUUUUUUACAUAUCGUUCAGAUAAAUCUUUAGUGUUAUUUGGGUUUCAAACUGUUAAACCAAUAAUGGUUUGAGACAAGGAAAUUUUAAAAGUAAUAUUCAAGUGUGGUUAGUUAAAAUUACCAGCAAAAAUAUGAUAUUUCAAUGAUGCUAGUUCGACGCCAAUGCUACGAAAUUAUAUUGUACAUUGCGGAUGAAUUAAAUUUAGAAAGAUUACAAAUGUUAUAAGUAGCUAAUAUGAACAUUUAUAUCAUAGAGUAUUGCAUAUUAAAUUCUAAUUAUUUUGGUUCGCUUCUAUUUUUAUACACUUUAUUUAUAUGAAGAAAAAAACAGUUCUCAUUUUUUCUGUUAGGAAUGAUCUAUGGUUAAAAUUAAUAGCUCGAGUGAUUUGAUUUUAUAUGUUUUCCUAGUGUUAGUUUGAAGCUACGAAUAUGAAGCAAGUAUAGGUUUGUUUGAGUUGAAGCUUGAAAGAGGGUCUCACACGCAAUUUGCAAAUUAUUAUUAUAUACUUCUGCUUCAAAUAUUUAUGAAGCAUGUAUAGAUUUGUUUGAGUUGAAAGAGGGUUUCAGACGCAAUUUGCAAAUUAAUAUUACAUACUUCUGCUACUUAUACUGAACACAAUCAUUUCUGGAUAAUUAGAUUAAAUAUUAUAUUUAGUAAUGUAACUGGUGUGAAACUGUGAAGCCAGAAAGACUGAUUAAUAUAUUAAUUACAUUUAUACUGUCACCACAUAUUACAAUUUCUAAACGAUAUACGUAUGAUUCAAACUCUAGUGAUGGAGAAAUAAAGUAUUUUACAUACAAAGAUGAUACAAUAUGGUAGACAAAAUAACUAAUUAAAAAGUACUAUAGUAUAUGUGAUUGUAAAUGAUCAUUAGCGAACAUAUAAAAUAAGCCGGCCCAAGAAAAUAAAAGAUAUCUCUCUCAUCACAAUGUUCCUUUUAUAAAAUCCACCCAAAGACACCAAACUUCACCAUCAUCAUUGCAUUUCUUUUUCUUUUUCCUCCAUCACCCUUUCCUAGUUCGCUCGUGCACAUCUCCGACGAUCCCAAGUCUAAAAUCAUCACUUGUUUGAAUCUUUUCAACAUCUCUUUAAAAAUAAUCUUACAAAAAAACGAUACAGAAGAUAACAAAAACAAGAGAAUCCUUCUUUCUUUUAAGUACAAGCAACAUAAUAAAUCAUCAUCUUUCGUCCAUGGCAACUUCCGGCAACGAUACAACGACAGGGACAGGUUCACCAUGCGGAGCGUGCAAGUUCCUGAGGCGUAAGUGUGCUUCGGAUUGUAUAUUCGCACCUUACUUCUCUUCGGAGCAAGGAGCAGCAAGAUUCGCAGCUAUUCACAAGGUCUUUGGAGCCAGCAACGUCUCUAAGCUCUUGCUCAAUGUCCCAAUCCAUGAUCGAUGUGAAGCUGUCGUCACCAUCGCCUACGAAGCUCAGGCCCGUCGUCAUGAUCCUGUGUAUGGCUGUGUCUCUCACAUCUUCGCUCUCCAACAACAGGUGGCUUACUUGCAAGCACAAGUCAUGCAAAUGAAGGCACAGAUCGCCGGCCACCAGACGUCAGCCGCCGGAGAUCUAAGAAACAGCUCGGAAAGUACUCAUCAACAAUACAUGACGUGUCAACAAACUACUGGCUCUCCUAUCGGCAAUGCAUACUCAACAGCAUAUAACCAUCAUCAUCAACCUUACUACGGUCACGUAAACCCUAAUAAUCCCGUCUCGCCACAAAGCUCGCUAGAAGAAACUUUCAGCAACACGAGCAGUGACGUCACUACUACAGCUAACGUGCGAGAGACUCAGCAAACUGGAGGUGGCGUAUACGGUCACGGUGGGUUAGGGUUUCACGAAGGAUAUCCUAACAAAAAAAGAUCAGUGAGUUAUUGUAAUAGUGAUUUAGGUGAGCUUCAGGCUUUGGCUCUUAGAAUGAUGAAGAAUUAAGAUAAGUUGCUAACUUAUGUAGACAGACGUACGGCGAAGAAAUGAGAUGUUUUUCCUUUGACAAAAAACAAAAAUAUAAUGAAACAAUGGAUGUUCACACAUGAUAUCAUCAAUAAACAUGAUUUGGUUGCAUCAUCAAUGUAUAACAUUUUCUAAACAUAAAACCAACAGAAUAUGUUACUUAUAGUUCAAUGGUUUCGUUUGUCGAUCAAUGUUGAUGUUUCUAUUGAAUAAUGCGGAAGUCACUCUCACGCACGAUAACUGCAUGUCUUAGAUUAUCAUACGCUUUCGAUUAGCCCCCAACAUUAAUCGAGUUGAAUAGAUUUAACUGAUUGAGGACUGUCCACUCAACACUUACCUAUUGUUUCCUCCACAUGAAAACUACGCAAAAAUGUAAUGUUAUACGAGUUUAGAUAAGAUUUUUGUUUUUUGAUAAUGGCCUUCUAUUAUUGUUCUAUGUAGGCAGAACAGAAGUUUAUGUCAGUAAUAGAAAUGCUUCUAUUGUUCUAUGUAGGCAGAGAUUCAUCACCAUGUAUGCGUUUACACAACACACUUAUAGAAAAUCUAUUUUCCAAAAAUUAUUAGUACAUAUCAUUAUAUAUUGGUAUUUUCUUUUUUGCUCGUUACGAAUGUAUAUGUAUUCUGCGUGGAUAUAUAACAGAUUUUAACUAGCGUAUAAUUGUUCACCUUCUUUAACAACAGAAAGUAUAAAUUUCAACAUAAAUCACAAAGUAUUCGAAUAUACAAAAAUGUAAGUUGAGGGUAUCGUAUUGUGGGUAGUUUUUUUUUUUUUUUUGACGUCGUAUUGUGGGUAGUUAAAACCUAAAAAAAACAUAUUCUUAUAUAUCUCUAUGAAUUGAUUUGCGUAUGUGCUUGUAAUUAAAUGUCAACUAACAAUUGCUUUUCGCAUCUCUACGAAGGCUAAAAGGCAUAUGGUCUCAAAUAUUUUUUUUAAAUGACAAAAGUCAACUUUAUUUUUCUGUAUAAAAUCUAAAUUUUCAAGAUACGAAUAAAUAAAGAAGAAAUAAAACUGAUAAACAAAUCUCUCUUAGAAAACAUUUGAAGAACAUAGGAGGGAUGUAUGUUAUGAUUGUCUGUCAGAGAAGCAAAUCAUCAAAAUCAUUUCAUUUAUAAAUUUAUUAAUAUUAUAUAAAUGGACCACGCAAUAAUAUUACAUUAAGCAAAGAUGUUUACCUAACAUUAACUAAGCAGCGUCUAGUUAAUUAUGCUAGGACCAAUCCCCCAUACAAAUUGUAGUGGCAAUAUUAGACAAAAUGUCCCCUCAAUUGCAUGCAAUCUUCUAAACUAAAUUCAAUUAAUUAUCUUUAAUCAGUUUUGCUUUGCCAACUCUAAUCAAUCUCAGCUAGUUCUUACCCAAUUCUCCACCAAGAAGCUUCGGUUGUUGUCCACAUCUAAAGUCACAAGUUCUCUUUUAGUCUUUUGAGAAAGGACUUUGUGAUUUGUAAUCUCGAGAUAACUAAUCAAUGCAUUGUAAAGGACUUAUUAAAUAGUAGAAGGAAAACAAGUUAAAUUAAGCACCUGAUCAGUGCAUCCUGGUUUAUUAGUCUGACAGUUAUGAACAAAGUAUAAUUUGAGAGUGUCUUUUGUUUUAACAUUUGGCAUGCUAACAAUAUAUUGAGGUAAAAUGUGUCAAUUUAUUAGUUUAUUGAUUACUUACUCAUUAUCAUAUCAACGUGUUGGUUACUUCGACAUUUAUGCUAAAGAUUGGAAAUUUGGAUAGUGGAACAUCCUAAAUUAGGAUUCCUAAUACAUUCACCAUUAACAGCUUUUCAUAUAUACACAAAAAAUUAGUUAUUUUGCAUGAGUUGAUAACAAUUAAUGUACAUAGAUCAUUGCGAAAGCUAAUACUUAUAGAGUGAAUUCUCGUCGAUCUUAAGAUAUUUUAAAGUAUGACAUGAUCUAGGUGGGAUACAUGGAACUUGUUUCCUAACCAAAUUUCUUAUCAAAAGGUUAUUAAUUACGGUUGACUUGUGAGUUAUGAUUUAUGAACAACAAUGCGUACGGCGAUGCCUAUUCUUAGUCAAGCCGUUUAUACAUGUGUUUGUUUAUUAUAUGAUAUCCUAACUCUUCGAGCCCAUUACCAAAGACCAAAUUUAUUAACUCUUGCUAAUAUUAUAUACUAGAACAGAUCAAAAGAGGGUGGUCAAAGCAUGAUAUCACAACACCACUUAGACAUUCAUCAAGAAAACGUAUAUAUGUUUAGAAUUCAUAUAUACAAGCCAAUAUGUAUUUCUGAAAUACAUUAAAAAUAUCGAGAAAAAGAAAAAAACGCAUCAUCGAGGUUAACUGGCUGUAGAAGAAAUGUUAUUUUAAUUAUGAGAUGAGAGGGCAUGUUAUUAUAUUUUUGUGAAAUGAAAACAACCCUUUUAAAAAAAGUAACUUCAACAUUGUAGUGCGUAUAUACAAUUUUAGUUCAGUGACGUGUCAAUUGACAGGGAAUAAACACGAACUGUUGUCAUCUUGUCAAUUAUAUGUUCUUUAGAAAUUGAAGAAAUAGAUUGAAACGGCAAGAGUUAACGCAUGUGAGCCCGGUGGCUUAAGUACAUUCAAAGUCUUUGACUGUGUUGACAUAUCACACGUGUUGCCUGGGAAAAGUGCCAAUUUCGACCCAAACUAUUUCAGUCGUGCCAAAUACGACCCGAACAAUUGAUCAGUGCCAAAUACGACCUCAACUCAAUUAUAAUUCAAAAAAACUACCCGAACUUCUUAAAAC
Messenger RNA from Brassica rapa (field mustard), 7753 nucleotides. Its product is annotated as LOB domain-containing protein 16. Gene Ontology annotation, cellular component: nucleus. NCBI's taxonomy places the organism in Eukaryota, Viridiplantae, Streptophyta, Magnoliopsida, Brassicales, Brassicaceae. Gene Ontology annotation, biological process: positive regulation of DNA-templated transcription; hormone-mediated signaling pathway. The record is from RefSeq and is a predicted model, not a curated record.